Molecule: messenger RNA, 4974 nt
Organism: Xyrauchen texanus (razorback sucker)
Lineage: Eukaryota; Metazoa; Chordata; Actinopteri; Cypriniformes; Catostomidae
Gene: rela
Product: v-rel avian reticuloendotheliosis viral oncogene homolog A
Biological process (GO): non-canonical NF-kappaB signal transduction; innate immune response; regulation of transcription by RNA polymerase II
Cellular component (GO): cytoplasm
Molecular function (GO): RNA polymerase II cis-regulatory region sequence-specific DNA binding; DNA-binding transcription factor activity, RNA polymerase II-specific
Source: RefSeq, a predicted model, not a curated record
CGCGCGCAGGAGCAGUAGGGCGUGUCUCGUGCUCGGACAACUUUCGAUUCGCAGAGUCGCACGGAAGACAACCGUCGUUUAAAUUUCACCGAAGUUACGAAACGUCAAAGACCGACCGAGUGCGAUUCGAGCUGGAGUGACAGGCGUCAUGGAGGGGUUGUUUCAAGCCUGGGGGACGCCCACCAUGUCUCAAGGCCAUCCGUACGUUGAGAUUAUCGAGCAGCCCAAAGCGAGAGGGAUGCGUUUCCGCUAUAAAUGUGAAGGACGAUCUGCUGGCAGCAUUCCAGGAGAAAAGAGUAACGACACAACCAAAACACACCCCGCCAUCAAGGUUCACAACUACAGCGGCCCGCUGAGAGUGCGGAUCUCCUUGGUAACCAAGAACCAGCCGUACAAGCCACACCCACAUGAGCUGGUGGGCAAAGACUGCAAACACGGAUAUUAUGAAGCAGAUUUACAGGAGCGGAGGGUGCACAGUUUCCAGAAUCUGGGUAUUCAGUGUGUGAAGAAAAAGGAUGUGGCAGAAGCCGUUUCCUGUCGGCUACAAACUCAAAACAACCCCUUUAAUAUUCUUGAAGCGAAGAUCUGGGAGGAGGAAUAUGAUCUGAACGCCGUGCGUCUGUGCUUCCAGGUGUCCAUCACUCUACAGAGCGGCGAGCUGUUUUCUCUGGAUCCUGUUGUGUCUCAGCCCAUCUACGACAACAGAGCUCCAAACACUGCUGAACUGAAGAUCUGCCGCGUGAACAGAAACUCCGGCAGCUGUCGAGGAGGAGACGAGAUCUUUUUACUGUGUGAUAAAGUGCAGAAAGAGGACAUUGAGGUGCGGUUUUUCCUUGACUCGUGGGAAAGUAAGGGCUUGUUCUCACAGGCAGACGUUCACAGGCAGGUGGCCAUCGUGUUCCGCACCCCUCCGUACCACGACCCCAACCUAACGGAACCAGUGCGUGUGAAAAUGCAGCUGCGCAGACCGUCUGACCGAGAGGUCAGUGAGCCGAUGGACUUCCAGUACCUGCCCUCCGACCCCGAUGAGCACAGACUAAUAGAGAAAAGGAAGAGAACUGAAGGAAUGCUGCAGAAUCUCAAACUGACCGGCAUCAUCGCAGGGUCUUCAAUGCCUACAGACAGAAGGCCGUUUAAUACAGCUAAAAGAAUUCUGCCCAUCUCUAAACCCACACCAUCAAAUCUGCCAUCAGUUCCUGCUACAUAUGCAGGUCAGUCACUUAAGCUGUCGUCCUCGCACUUCAGUCCAGCACCUGGUCAGCUCUUCACUCAGCAAACACAGAAUUUACACAAAGUGGAGUCGUCCACACCUACUAGUGAAACAUGGAAGUUCCUCAAUAGCCUGACCAUGGACCCUCCAUCCAAAGCUGUGGCCUUCCCAAGUCAAGCCUCUGCUUCUGCCCCACUUCCCCAAGACUUCCCCACUGUUAACCUGCGUGAUCUGCACGACUUUCCAUUUAACACCUUCACCGCAAGACCACAGGAUCCUGUCAACACCGGAACUGGAGUAGAGGCCGUCGGGAGCUCCAGUGCAGUCGCCCAAGAAAUCCAAAACCCAUUCGGCACUGGAGCCUUCAGAGUCGAUGCUGGCCUACCUGAAGAUGAUCUUCCAGAGAUGAGCUUCCCAAGUUUCCCUGAUCCGCAAGGCUCCGAUGUUGACAACAUUAACAUCGAUGACUUCCAGGCACUGCUAGGACAGAGUGGACUUUCUGGAGAAACGGGACUCGGUGCGAUGGGGAAUUCCUUAAUCGGCAAGUCUGCGUGCCAGAUCUCCACGACAAAUGCGGCUGGUGACGCGCUAGAGCAGUCGGCCAAUCACAUGGGGAACAACUCCACCUGGAUGACUUUCCCGCCAAGCAUCGCCAACUUGUUACAAAACGAGAACAUGAUGGACAGCCCAUCGGCCCCGCCCUCUGCAUCUGUUGUUCUCGAUGACCUUGAAGUUCUGAAUUCAAUGGAUGAAGACCGUCUCAUGUCCUUCUUCACCAGCAACAACCAAGGCUUCUUGUCUGGACACCCGACCUAAAGGUUGAGGCGUGUCUUUGUUGUUUUUUUUUACAAGUACCUUAUUGAGUCUGACAACCUGUGUUCAAAUUAAUCUUAAAUGGAAGACUGUAGAUAAAACUGGGGUUGUCUUCUCUUACUUUUAAUAGACUUACAUGUACAGAUGAAUCUACCUGUUGGAAUCCGGGGGGCGAGGUGAAGAAAGCCGUUUGAAGGUGUUGUAGACUGAUUAAUCAGUAUACAAUAGUGGGUGGUGGUUUUGAAUCAUAAAAUAUCUAUUUUCUGUUAUAUAUCUUCUUACCUUGUGGGGCAAAAGCAGGCUAGCCAGCUUUAAAAUGAAUAAACCUCUAUACAUCGACUCCUAAAGCCUGAAUACGACGUUUAUGUAAACAAAGCUAAUCACUGCACAAUGUCUGCAUUAUUGCCAAGUAACUAUUGAAAACGUAUGCGAGUUUAAUUUGAAUAACCAAUAUUGAGCUAUAGGUCAUUGCAGAUCUUUAGAUAAUCUUAAGCCAUGUACAAAGCUCCAUUUUUAGUUUCCUACCAUCAUCGUUUUCCAAAGUAUGUGAUAAUGGAGAGUAGGGCUGGUAAAAAUAUUAACUUUCUUUAACCUAAAAUUAACCUAACUUUCUGAUUAAUUGUGGUCUUCAUUUGAAGUUCCCAAUCGUUUAAUCUAUGCACAACCCUCUACAAUUUAGUCAAUCACUUGCAUAUGCGACAAUGUCAUGCUAUGAGUCUGUAAAUGUCUGUGAUUCUGCAUUGGCUGGUAAAUGUUGAUAGCAGAGAUUGAGAAGUAUAGUGGUGAAGAAGAUCUUUUCACUGCGUGUUGAGAGGAAUGUUUUGGUUUGACUCAUUCUGUGCGUCGUCAAAAUGAAUCAAUAUCCAGCGUUUUCCAACCAACACUCCAUUUUGGUGGAGGAAAGUGCCUUUCUGGUGUGGAAGAGAGGCAUAAAUUUAGCUAAAUCAAUGUGUUUUGUAAGGGGUAAUGUACAGUCAGCCGAUUGUUAUCGCAAAAUAAACCUAACCAGUGAUCAUCUUGUUGCAGCCUAAAGAGGUUUCUUUUGAGAUGACAACCGUCUGACUGCUCAUUAUCCGGCUUAUUACACGGCUACUUGGUAAAAAAGUAAAUAAGUGGACGUGAAACAUUGAUUUGAGUUGCCAUUAUUGUAUUAGCUUGCUUAUAGAGAUCGUACAGUGAUUCGAGAAGUAGGGAAGUUAAGUUGCAAUGCCGAUCUGAUACAUGAAUGUGAGGUUGUUACUGAUAAAUAGACCGCUAGAUAGCACCAUUGACCAAUCAGAAUCCAGGAUUCCAGAGUGCCAUGUAAUAUUCAAAUAAUUAAAUAUUAAUUUAAAGGAAUAUACUCUGGUUCAAUACAAGUAAAGCUUAAUUGACAGAAUUUGGGAUAUACUGAUGAUUACCUCAAAAUUGAAUUAAUUUUUAAGUCUCAGCUUGGAUUGGCCUUUUUUUAGCAUUUGAUCAAGGCCUUAGUGCUACUCUUUUUUUGUUGUUGUUGUGUUUAUUGGACGUCACAGGUUUGUCAUUUUAUGUACUUUGCUUUUUUCUGGUGAUCCGUUACGAACUUUAUGCUCCAGUUAUAAUCUGACAAUAUUGGCGGUUUCUGUUCUACCACUGACAGAAGACUUUAUGGUUGUGUUUGUUGUAUACUGACAUGUACACAACAGUCUAGUCAUCAGUACCAACAGUGCGCUGUGCGAAAGGGAAAGGACACAACCUAAAGUACUGUGUAAAACUGCUUGUCAUACAGUAUGCAUUUGUAGUUUUAUUGUUGAAUUCUGUUUUAAGAUUUGUACAUUUCCGAUAAAAAAUCUUAUUGCGAUAUGGAAAUGUGUGACGUGUUUCCAUUGUAAAGAUGGCUGCAGAAAAUAUGAUUGACAGCUCAUGGGUAAUGCAGUAUCAGUCACCAAGUUAGUACUUCGGUUAUUGAACUCCUGUAUGUCUCGCAGUAAUAAUGUUGAAGCUCUACAUGGGGAAUCUCAUAAAAACUGUCAAUAACUUAUCCAGCUCAUGCUUUUUUCACCCAAAAAUCUAAAGAUAAUAAAUAAAUUAUAGUUUGCAUAAAUAAAAUGAAGCCUAUUAUUAAUUAAAUAAAAAUAAAAGUACAUUUAAAGCAGUAAUUACAGUAGAAGUUGCAGUAAUGAGAAUUGGGCGACAAUGUGCUUUUGAUUUUGGGGUGAAAUAUACAGAGCCCCUUGGAGGAUUGGGAAGAAAUAUAUUUUCUGAAAUAUUUUUGGGUUCCCUCGCAAUAGCUUUAUCCAUAUUACGAAAAUCAACCAUUGUUUACAAUUAUAACCAUUAUUGAACUAUGGUACUUAUAGUAAAACCAUAAUAACCACAAAACAUACCAUUGUUUUAUUACAGCCCUUAUUUUAACCAUGUUGUCAGUAAAACUCUAGUAACCCAUUUUUAUGUAGUAACCAAUAAUUUUUUAAUUAUUGAUGUUUUUUUUAUUUUUUGAAUAUACUUUUGUUUUUUUGUGUUAUUUCUGUGGUUUUACCACACCAUUGUAUGGUUCAUUUUAGGGAUAAAGUCAUUGUGAGGAAAUGCAAAACUAUUUCAGAAAAUAAUUUUGUGAGAUUUUAACCACAUUUUGUUUUUAUGCUAUUAUUUACAUACACGCUAGUAUUGAAACUUGUGCCUGUUAUACAUCACAAACAUGUUAUUUGCUCUGUAAACUCUUAAGUGCUUUAAGCUGAAAUUGGCUACAUGUAGUGGAAGUUAGUUUGCUACUCGCAUGCAAAGAAAAUAUGGUUGUGUUCAAUCAAUCUUCAUUACAUUGUACUAUUUAAUCCAAAUAUCACCCUAAAGGUUUGUCUCUGUGUUUUGUGGCCUUAUAACAGUUAAAAACAAUUCAGUCUUCUUUUUUGACACAUUAUUUCAGAUAAAACUAUAUGUGGGAAUAUUGUACAAAUUAAAUAUACUUUUGUACAAUACUAGAGAUGUAAUAAAUG